UAUUUUAUCAUCAAUUUGUCCAACAUUCUAACACCAUAUCGAUCAACUCCAACUAAAACAGCUGCGUAUUUAUAUUGAGCAAAAAAAAAGGUACGAUAAACAAGUCCCUUCGCCUGCCCAACUUUGGACGAGAAGUUGUGAUUAAUUUAUGCAAUCAUCACCCACACCGUGAGGGGUGUAAUUCCUCGCAAAUAAUCAGCAAACAACGCACGUCGAAGCGACGAUAGAAAAUACUACAUCACCACUAUCUUCGUCGGCGCACACCACCGGUGCAACUCUACCGAUCGAUAACAGGAACAGCGUCUUCCGAAACCGCGGUCAGUUCCACACGAUUCACCGAUCGCAGCGGACGCAAAGCUUUGCUCAUCGUUACACAUCGCAUCCAUUCUACUACAAUGGCACCGCAAGUCCCAUCUGUUCGGCUCAACAAUGGCCUUGAUAUGCCCGUCCUAGGGCUUGGCACGUACAUGGCGACGGAAGAAGAGGGAGUGGCAGCGGUAAAGAUGGCCAUAGACGAGGGUUAUCGCCAUAUCGAUACGGCGUACUUCUAUCAAAACGAAAGCCAGGUUGGGCAGGCGGUACGGGCAAAAAUCGCGGAAGGCGUCAUCAAGCGGGAAGAUGUGUUCAUCGUAACGAAGGUGUGGAACACAUUUCACGCACCGGAGCAUGUGGAGCAAGCGUGCCAAAAGUCGCUCGAUAAUCUUGGCCUAGAUUACAUCGAUCUGUACCUUAUCCAUUGGCCAACUGGGUGGAAGUUUUCGGGCUGGACACCGGACGGUUUUCUGCCGAUGAAUGCGAACGGCAAAACGAUCGAUUCCGAUGUCGACUAUCUCGACACGUGGAAGGCGAUGGAAAAGUUGGCCAGGUCGGGCAAGGUGAAGAGCAUCGGUGUAUCAAAUUUCAACAGCGAGCAGCUGACGCGUCUGCUAGCUAAUUGCGAAAUUAAACCGGUAACCAAUCAGGUCGAGUGCAAUCCUGGCAUUAACCAACGGAAGUUGAUCGAAUUCUGCCGCAAGCAUGACAUCGUCAUCACGGCGUACAGUCCACUGGGACGGCCGAAUUUGACCGAUCCGGUUGUCGGUACCCAGGACAUACCGAAACACGCGCUGGACGAUCCGCGUGUGCUGGCCAUUGGCAAGAAGUAUGGCAAGAGUGCCGGGCAGGUUGUGCUACGCUAUUUGGUCGAGCUUGGUACGCUGCCGAUUCCGAAAUCGUCCAAGCUGGAGCGCAUCCGGCAGAACAUUGACAUUUUCGACUUCAAGCUGACCGAGGACGAGAUAAAGGUGAUGGACGGAUUCAAUACCGGUGGCCGCACGGUACCGUUCAAUUUCAGCAGCGAGCAUAAGUACUUCCCGUUCAACCUGGAGUACUGAGCCGUGAGCUGUGUUGAAACCCCCCGUUACGUAGUCGGUGUCUAUUUGUUUGUCCGCUUCCUGUCCUUUCUAACCCUAUCACCGUAGGUCACCGUGAAGAGUAUUCAUCCAAUCGUUUUGCAAAUAAAUGUUACUUGCACACAAAUGAGCUAUGUGAGUGAGCGUAAAGAUAA
Messenger RNA from Anopheles stephensi (Asian malaria mosquito), 1546 nucleotides. Its product is annotated as 1,5-anhydro-D-fructose reductase-like. NCBI's taxonomy places the organism in Eukaryota, Metazoa, Arthropoda, Insecta, Diptera, Culicidae. Gene Ontology annotation, molecular function: aldose reductase (NADPH) activity. Bases 396 to 1373 code for a protein of 325 amino acids. The transcript has 3 exons. Gene Ontology annotation, cellular component: cytosol. The record is from RefSeq and is a predicted model, not a curated record.